Peronospora matthiolae is the source of this 1020-nucleotide messenger RNA. The record is from the annotation of a GenBank genome assembly. Lineage: Eukaryota; Oomycota; Peronosporomycetes; Peronosporales; Peronosporaceae.
AUGGAAAACGAUUCGCUCGGUGCCAGCAGAUAUUUGCUACUGAUCGUAGACGAAGCCAGUGGAUGUAUAAAGGGCUUGUCUUUUCGAGUGAAGUCCGAGAGUGAAGACUACAUCCGUAAGUACAUCACUAUGGUACAGACGCAGUUCAGUAAGAAGGUCAAGUUUGUGCGACACUACGGAGCUUGCGAGCUCGCAACCAACUCGCUUCGUAUUUUCAUCGAAGACGAAGGCAUUGAACAGCAGACAACAGUUUCAUGUACACUUCAAACCGACGGAACAUCAGAGCGUGCCAUUAGGACUAUCGUCACGAUCGGCCGCAGCAUGCUUCAUCAUGCCAAACUGAACAAGUGUUUCUGGGCUGAAGCAGCAAUGACGGUCAUCUACGUCAAGAAUCGCCUACCGUCACCUAGAGUCGUACACAAGACCCCGUUUGAGAUCGUGUACAACUCCAAGCGAAGUUUCAAGCACAUGCGAGUAUUUGGAUGUCAGACGUACAUACUGACUCCAAAGGAGAAGCGACUCAAGUGGGAUCCAAAGGCUCGCGCUGGCAUAUUCGUGGGAUACGAAGAAGUUUCGAAGGCAUAUCGUGUUUAUGACAUCAAGGCGGUGAAGGUGGUUAUCAGUCGCGAUGUCAGCUUUGACGAGUCCACCUUUGGACUUCCGCCACCGAUCCCUGAUGAAGAUGCCGAUGACCUGGACUUCGAAUUGCUUGACCUCAAUGAUGAAGAGCCGCGUCUGGUGGAGUACAAGCAAACAGGCAAGCGCAAAAACCGCCUCAGUGAUGAAGAUACAGCAGCUCCACGACCGCGUGCAGUGCGUCAACGAUCUGGACUUGAAAAGUCAAGCGCGCCGGAAAGCAACUCGUCACGCCAAGAAGAAGACGAAGAAACGAAGGAUUCUGAUGAAUCAACUCCGCCUGUGUUUUGUUGUGCGAGUGCGAAUGCCGUUGAAACAGCAGCGGACUUAUUGAAGCCCUCAACAUUUGAGGCGGCAGUGAGCGGCCUUGACCAAGUUUAUUGA